AUGAUAACAAGGAGAUGGUUCCAUCCCUCACUCAAUGGUAUAGAUGCAGAAAAGUUAUUAUUAGAUAAAGGCAGAGACGGCUACUUCCUUGCCAGGCCGAGUAUGAGCAAUAAAGGAGACUUCACGCUAUCUGUGAGAAGAGGGACGGAGAUAACGCACAUUAAGAUUCAGAAUAAUGGUGAAUUCCUCGAUCUUUAUGGUGGAGAGAAAUUUGCAACUUUGUCUGAACUCGUUCAAUUUUAUAUGGACAAUCAGGGUCAGUUACGUGAGAAGAAUGGAAAUAUAAUCAGACUUAAGACACCAUUAAACUGUGCCGACCCCACCACGGAACGUUGGUAUCACGGACAACUCACUGCCAAAGAAGCAGAGAGGAUGAUGUUAGAAAAUGGAAAAAAUGGAUCCUUUCUUGUAAGAGAAUCACAGAGACAACCUGGUGACUUUGUACUAUCAGUUCGGACGAGAGACAGAGUUACUCAUGUUAUACUACGACGACAGGAUAAUAAAUACGACGUGGGCGGAGGCCAGCAGUUCGAUGAUAUUGUCAGCCUCAUAGAACAUUACAGGAACUAUCCUAUGGUGGAGACCAAUGGAGAAGUCUUGCGGUUGAUCCAACCUUUCAACGCCACACGUAUACAAGUGCAACAUUUUCACACACGUGUGAAGCAACUCCAAAAGGAAAACGAGGGUCCCAUAGAAAGCAUGGCUUAUAAACAAGGAUUCUGGGAAGAAUUCGAAACGUUACAAAUGAUGGAGAAUCUACAACUAUUCGAUAGAAUGGAGGGUUCCAAACCAGAAAAUAUAAGGAAGAAUAGAUACAAGAAUAUUAUACCGUUCGAUCACACACGCGUAAUAUUAAAAGAUGUCCCGCCUGACGCUCCGCCAGGUGCGGACUAUAUCAACGCUAACUACAUCCGAUGUGACUUUAUCGACUCCAAUUCUGAAUCACACGAUGUGAACGGCUGUAGCGAGAAUAACAGCCCCAAUACUAAGGAUAUGGCCAAGACCAAAGACAAGUCGUCUCCAACGCACACGGGCGUCAUCAUCACUGAAGAGAAACCCAAAGAAACAAUGAAAGGUUACGGCAACGGAACACAUAAAACGAUACCGUCCUUCGAACCGUGCGUUCUGAGAACGAAUCCGAAUUACGUUAACACAACGAUACCGAAAAUGACGGAAAAGUUAGAUAAAUGCGAUCCUGACAAAGUUUACAACAAGAUAUACAUUGCGACUCAGGGUUGUCUUUCCACUACCAUCUAUCAGUUUUGGUCAAUGAUAUGGCAAGAAGAUGUGCGCAUUAUAAUAAUGACAACGAAGGAGAUUGAGCGCGGGAAAGUCAAGUGUGAACGCUACUGGCCCGAAUUAAACAAGACGGAAGUUAUCAAGAAGUACACUAUUUACAACGAAUCUGAAUCCUCGACCCAAGAUUACACUUUACGUCGUUUCCUGGUUACAAAGAAAGAAGAAACAAAGAAGAGGACGAUAUAUCAUUUCCACUUCACCGCCUGGCCGGAUCACGGGGUUCCGUCCGAGCCUGGUCGAGUUCUGAAUAUUCUUCUGGACGUGAACUACAGACUUCAGCAGAUAAUGACCAGCCCUGACCCGCCAAACCAGGCUGUGAUAUGCGUCCAUUGUUCCGCGGGGAUCGGGAGGACGGGCACCUUCAUAGUUAUUGAUAUGAUUCUGGAUCAAAUACGGAAGGAGGGUUUUAAUUUCGAAAUAGAUAUCCAUCGUACGGUACAAAUGGUCCGCGACCAACGCUCCGGUAUGGUCCAGAACGAGGCGCAAUACAAGUUUAUAUACAUGGCUCUCUUGGAGUUCAUCGAAACAGAAAAACAAAGGGCCGUGGGUCUCGUGCCAAUCCCGUCGCAGGACGCCACCCGCAUAUGA
Messenger RNA from Danaus chrysippus (African queen), 1887 nucleotides. NCBI's taxonomy places the organism in Eukaryota, Metazoa, Arthropoda, Insecta, Lepidoptera, Nymphalidae. The record is from the annotation of a GenBank genome assembly.